AAGAAUCAUUAUAUUAUGACUUGUUUUUUUGUUUUGUUUUUUAUGGACGGGGAUUUAAGAAUGAGAAUUUAUUUUGAUUACAAAACAAUAACAACGUGCAGCGAAUAAGUGACUCUUUAUUCUUGAAUAACAAGUAAGUGACCGGCUAAUUAAAACUUUAUGUGAUUGAUUAAGUUAGAGUAAGCAGAAUUUAAUAUCACCAAUUUAUGGAUAGAAAAGUUAGAUUUUACCAUGUGUCUGUUGACGGAAUUAGCAAUACUUUAUGGACUUUAAGUCAGAUUUUUUUGCUUACCUGGACCCCGAUAAUUGUAAAUUCUGCAACUCAUUGGGUAUUAGAAGAUGGCAUGAUUAAAAGUCAGGUUGAUACAUGGUAUAACAUUUAUGACCCUAGUGAUCUUAUGCUGUUCAUUCAACAAACUGAAACUGCUGAUGAACUUAAAGCACUUGAAAAACAAGAAGACUUAAAAUUUCAUACUAGUUUCCUCACUGCAGAUGCCAUUCAAAAAAAUCAAGAAAAGAUAGCAUUUCAUUCAGACCUUGACUGUCAAAUUGCUCGUAAAAAACUAUCACAGUUUGAUCUGUAUCUUAGUUCUUUUCUUAGAUUAGAUGCAAAGGGUAUUAUAAUUGAACAAUACUUAAAUCAUAAGAGACCAAUACCAACAAAAAUAAAUCAACCAUUUUGUACUUCUGAGUUUUUAUUCAGUAUGAAGAGUUAUGAUCAUUUGAAAGGUGUUUCAGAAAGAAAAUUUUUACCAAACAAAUCUGAGGAUGGUUUAGUCAAUCCAAUUCCACAAGUUAAAAAUUUAACAGAGUUUGGUCAGAGAGUGUAUUGGGCUCUUCAAAAGAAUGAAACGUCUUGGAUUCUAUUAAAUUUUGCUGCAAUUUAUUGGAGAGUUGCUGGAAAUUCUUAUGAAGCAAUAGAAUGUUUGCGUCGUGCACUUGAUGUUUCUCCAAGGAUUCAUAAAGAUUUAGCUUUAGUAAGUCUUGCAAACAUUCUCCAUCAAUCUAAAUACUCCUUGGAUGCAGCAAUUUUAAUGCAUUCUGCUCUUGAGAUUACAAAUGAUUAUGAUAUUAUAUACUUUACUCUCGGAAAUAUAUAUGGGGCUCUUGGUCAGUAUGAUCUUGCAGACAUUUGUUUUAAAUACGUUUAUGAACUCCAACCUGAUUUUGAAGCAGCUCGUCUAAGAAUGCAUGCAGCACGAUGUGAGCACAAAAUGAAUUUGAUUCUUAAUAAGGAUCAAAACGUUUUAAAUAAAAAUGAUGAAGAUGAAAAAAAGGAAGAUGAAGAACUAUCCAUAAGGAAACAAAUAAUAGAAGAGCAUAAAAAAGAGAUAGGUUACCCACUUAACAAGUACAAUAUUUAUAAUGCAUUCGAACUCCCAGAAAACGAAAGAGGUCAAAUUUAGCGAUUUAAUUUUUAUAAAAAUUUAUUUAUGAAGAAAACCUAUUUAUAGAUUUAUUAUUAUUUUGUAAAAAGUUGAAAGCAAUUAUUUUCACUUCAAAAGACUCUAUUUUUAUUAACUUUUUUCA
Molecule: messenger RNA, 1530 nt
Organism: Hydra vulgaris (swiftwater hydra)
Lineage: Eukaryota; Metazoa; Cnidaria; Hydrozoa; Anthoathecata; Hydridae
Product: tetratricopeptide repeat protein 17
Biological process (GO): actin filament polymerization
Cellular component (GO): cytoplasm; actin cytoskeleton
Molecular function (GO): protein binding
Source: RefSeq, a predicted model, not a curated record